Anolis sagrei ordinatus is the source of this 7966-nucleotide messenger RNA. It is a transcript of the gene ALPK2, whose product is annotated as alpha kinase 2. Lineage: Eukaryota; Metazoa; Chordata; Lepidosauria; Squamata; Anolidae. Gene Ontology annotation, biological process: protein phosphorylation. Gene Ontology annotation, molecular function: protein serine/threonine kinase activity; ATP binding. The record is from RefSeq and is a predicted model, not a curated record.
GUCGUAUAGCAUAAUGUCAGGCUCAGAAUCAUCUUCCCUUAAGAGUGCUCCUUGUUUUCUGUCAAUGUUGGCAUCUUCAUCUGUACCAGAAAAUGAAGAUGCUACAUUCUCCUGCAAGAUUUCUGGCAAUCCCAAACCAGAAGUAACUUGGUACCAGAAUGGACAAGAUAUCAAUGAACAAAAAAACAUUUCCAAUUAUGAAAUACUGGAGGAUAAUGUGAACCACAUCUUAAAACUGUUUGGGUGCACAGAGGAACAAGCUGGAGUUUAUCAAAUCGUGGCUAGGAACUGUUUUGGAAUGGCUCAGUCUUCAGCAUUUCUUAAAGUGAUUCCUGGCAACAAAUUUGAACAGUAUCCAACAUUAUGCCAAAGUCCUACAGCAGAUGCAGAAACUUGCAAAACAAAUGAAGAAACUGUAUAUCAUCAGGAAAACUCAAGCGAAUGUGUGCAGGAUAAAGAAGAACCGACAGAAGAAAGCAAUUCAGUCCCCAAAUGUUUUCUUUCUUUAGAACUGGCAGAACCUCCUGCACCAGAAUCCUGUGAUUUAUAUGCAAUCCCAGAGCUAGAAACAAUAGCAGAAACAAUUAUGGAUUGUGAAAAUCAGUACAUAAAUAUUCCCUGUCCAGAAAACAAAGUAGAACCCUCAAAUGUACCAAGUCUAAAGAAAAACGAUUACAGCAUUUUGGGCAUGCUCCAAACCAUAUCUGAUCUCUUUAUUUAUGAUGAAAUGGCUAUGGACAUUACUGAAGGCAAGGCAAAUGAAUUCAGCAGCUCACAAACAGAUGCCAAACUAGCAAGUCAAAUAAGUGAUCACACAGACAGCUGUUGCUUUAAUGCUGAAGUCUUAGCUGCUUGUCAGACAACCGAAUAUGCCAAGACACAUGAAAAGGGUAGCUUGAAUGAAUGUUUGGAAAAAGGCGCACUGUUUGGGAAUUGCACAAAUGCUCUCCUGGAAAACCAGACUUACUUUUUAGAAAAUCCCACCACAAAUGUUGUCAACGAUAUUGAGCUUCACUCAGGUGGAAGCUUUAGUACAGCAGAUGAAGAUGAGGAUGAUCACCUUGAAUACUUUGAAUGUCCCGAGGUGAUGACAAAGGAGGCAUGCCAGAACUGGGAUGAGAAGCUGAAAUUCCUCUUGGAAAGUGAGGAGGAGGAAUAUGACUUCAUUCUGGGUAGUGAUUGUGAUGGGUGUGCUUACUUCCUCGGUGAAAUGCCUUGCCUGUUUCAAGUGUCAGAUAACACUGUGCCUAUGGAUGCCACCAUUGGCUUCUGUGGUCAUCAGUCAAAAUCCAAAGAAGUAGCUGUCAAGUCUGGGAGCGACCCCACCGCAUACAGUGCAUCAACCUUUCAAGCAGGAAUGACUCUCACUGUUGGGCAACAGCAAAGUAAAACUUCCACCAUGAAGGACAAAGAGAAGUACAAGCCGCCUGUGGCUUCCAUGGCAAUUGAAAAUGAUUAUCCCAGAGCAGAAGAAGAAAACCGUAGCAAGAAUCACUCAACAUUGGACGUUUCUAUGAUUUGUUCCCAAGGAAGAGAAAAUGGGAUUUUGGGGAGGAAAAGCUCUACUUGUGACUUGGGCGAUUCUGAGUCUUCAGCUUCAGCAGGCAAGAAAAAUACAGAUGGAGGCGUCUCUCGGAAAAACGUGCGACAGUUAACAAAAUUCAGAAAGAAAGCGACUGAAGGAAAACCCAAUGUCAAUGUGGCAAGUUUGACAAAAACUUCAAAAGACGCUUCACAUGUGUUUCAUCCCCAAGAGCUGCACGCUUCUGCAAUUCGCACAGUUCAAAUAGGAAGAAGUUACUUGGACUCAGCUACAGAAAUUCACAGACCAGGAAAAAACGUUCCAACCCAAAGAAAACAGGAUAUUGCAAAUACUUCAAAUGAGAUUGAUUUGCUUCAUGGGAAAAGAAGAGAUAAAAGUGGUCCAUGCAAAGGCAAAUGGAUUCGAUGCCUAUCGGAAGGAAACCAAAUGCCAAGUGAAAAUGCCACACUUAUGGCAGAACAGCAAGAAACAGAUAUUAAAAAUACAACACCAAACAGCCGUGGCCUAAAACUGUUGAUAACAGAGCCCAUAUUAAAUGAGAGGUCGGUUUUCGCAUCUUCUCCAGCAAAAAGUGUAACUACAGAUGGGAAAAAUGUGGAUUUGGAAAAAGCUGCUUCCAAAAAUAUGGACAGACCAGGGUUGGCGAACACUGCAGGGCUUUAUGUACCCAACAGAACUUAUAGCAAUGAUAAGCAGAAGCCAUGCUGGAAUCAAAACCAUUCUGCCAUGGCCACAAAUGAUUUGGCAAGUCACAAUAAUGUGCCUGAUGACUUGAGUCACCUCAAUGCAGCUUCCAGGCAAGGAGCCAUAUGUGAUAUUCCAAUGCCCAUGGCCAUGCCUGCUAUGCAAAUGGAAAGAGUAAAGGCAAGUGGAGAAAAGUCCAAUGAAGUCAAUGAGGUAAAAACAGCUCACGGCAUUCUGCGUGCCACAGACACAUCCAAAAGAAAUUUCCAAAGAGCCUUGGAACCUAAGGUUGGAGAUGAUGAUUUGUCAUUGAUGCAUGAGCAGUUACAGAAACUUCUUUAUGAGGAAGAAGACUGGGCCUAUGACUUCCCUUGCUCAAGUGGUGGCAUUAUAGCAGCUGGGACCGACCCUGCCAAGGAGGUCAGGGGAUGGAACAUAACUGGGGAUAUAAGUGCUGAGCGGCCUGUGCCAGGAAAUUUAAUAGAAGAUAAUCAGCCUGACAGAGAAUUGGCAUCAGCAGUGAAAGUCCACAAGGAUUUGAACAGCCUUCUAAAAACAGAGAGAGGGUGUAGCUCUACAUCCACAGACAAGAACACUCUUAUACUACCUGCAGAUAUAGGUGUCAUGUCUUUGUGUUCUGACUUUAGACUUAAGACAGAAAAAAUACCCCCAUAUCUUUUAAGCAGUAGUCUCCAAAAGGAAAGGAAUCUGGAGGGUAAGCACAAUGAAACAGAGUCCCAUCACAAUGGAUCUGUUGAGAUUGCCUCUUAUCCAGGAGAAGAGAUCACAUCCAAUAGCACUCUCAGUUUGUUAGGAACAGAAUCUCCUUUCAGAUUGACAGACACCCCAGGAUGCCUUUUAGACUAUAGCAAAGAAUUUUUACCAACAGUACCUGCUAAAUGUCUGGACCAGUUGUCUUCCAUUGAACAGUCUGUUCAUUGCCCAAGUGGCUAUGCAAGAAAGCAGGGUGUUGCGAUUCCUGCUGAAGAGUUUCAUGUUGCACCAAGAACAUCAAGAAUAAAAGAAUGUGCUCAGAUUGCGGAGCUUUUGUUGAAAGAGGAUUCAUUUGCUAAUUUAUCUGGCAAAUAUAUGGAUCCAUUUACAAAUGAAGAACAUUCUUCAGUUGCAAUGGUUGAUCAAAAUGCGGAGGAGAAAUUUCAGGAGAAAAUAACUGAAUCAGAAUUGAAUGCACAAAGUGACAGUAAUUAUGGCAUUUACCAUGUUUUGAGUGAUAACAAUAAUCAAAAUGUUCAGGCUAAACCUGACGCAUGGAAUUACAGCUAUCACGCACAAGGGCAUAAUUCAGUUAUAACCCCUGAUUGGGAUAGGCCAGAAAAUACUGGCCAAACAAACAAAAGCAAAAAUCAACCCAUAUUCACAGCAUCGUAUAAGAUUAGGUUCUUGACUGAAAUUCUGUUGGACAUAAAUGGAAAUGAUGAAAAUAAUGUCAUCUGGGAACACAGAGAGUUUGAGGCAAACAGAGGACAAACUGACACAGAGUCCAAAAGGGUUUUAAAGAUGCCAGUAUCAGAUUCACAAGAAAAAAUAUCAGAAAAGCAGUGUGGCACUGACUGUCACAUUUGUGAGAGGGACAAAGAAUUAGGAUUAGAUUCUGCAUGCUUUCCAGCUCAGUCUUACAAGCCAGCUGUUUUAAACAGUGAUCUCUCAUCAUGUAUUGUCAGAAAUGAGUACGAUCAUACGGGACGGGACAGGCAGAAUACUAACACAACAAUUUGUAAUCAGGAUGAGAUUCCAAAAAAUGUGUAUGAAGGUGAUACUCCAAAUGCACUGGUGAUAAUUGAAAGUCCAGUGCAAAGUGAGCUUCUACAGACUGGAAUUAAGAAGGAUAAGGAUAUAAAGACACCUGAAAUGUGGCAGAAUCAGUACCAAAUGGCAGAAGAUAAAAGUGAGACUCAGGCAAUUCAGGGUGAAAGAGAAAGACAGAUGUCUAUUACACAUGAUUGUGAAGAUGUAGAAAUAGAACCUUAUAUGAGGGCUUUAAUUGAUUCAGAACAGAUAUAUUCUUGGCAUGGCAUCAAUGAAACACAGCAGGAAGAGUGCCAAAAGGUAGAAGGAGAUAGUCAGGCUGAAAUAACCUCUUGUGAAAGAGGUGACAGGGAAAGCAAAGAAUCCAUUGAGUGUAACCUAGAGGAAGUUGAAGUGGAGCCAUAUAUGAGGGCACUCCUUAAUUCAGAACAGAUAUAUUCUUGGCAUGAUAGCACACCCUCUGUGCCUCCCUCCAUGGCCCCUGGCAGUGAGCAAACUGGUGCGUCUGUUGGAGGAUUAGCCGGGGGAUGUGUGAUUACAUCUACAGGCCCUAAUCAAGCUGAAGCAUUCAGAAACAGCGAGAGACAAAAGCUAAGUUCACCAGCGAAUGCAACUGGAGAGUUAGGCAGCACCUUGCCUUCUGCCACUGAAAACAGAUGUCAUUCUGAGGAAAAGCCAGGGGCACAGGUCAAAAACAAGCCAUACACUUCAGGAGCACAGAAAGAAGAGAAGACAAGGUUGCAGGAGGCAUCCAAACUUUGCAAGCCGCCCACCCCUCCCAUCAGUGUUGAAGACGUCAAACGUAAGCAGGAGAUGGUCAAGAAAAAGAUAACGCCUAAGGUACAAAUUAAGAAACAGCGUCUCGAAGUGAAAGAAAAUGUCUAUAGCAAUGCCAGCUGCAUUAAAAAACCUGCAAAAGCUGAGGCAGAUGUCACUCACAAGGAAGAAAAGAGAGAAUUACGGAAAGUGCCUUGCAAAAAAGACAGCAAAGCCCCCAAACUGCUGAAGAAUAUCCAAGCAGAACUAUUCCCUGAUUUCUCUGGCAAUAUCAAACUAUGCUGCCAAUUUGGUGACAUCCAUGAAGACUCCACCAUUACAUGGACAAAGGACUCUAAGCUACUUGCUCGAGUUCACAGAAGUGCAGGUGAUGACGUUCCAGUAUCUUUGGCAAUAGUUCAAGCUGGGAAAAAAGACCAAGGACUGUAUCAUUGCUGCUUGAAGAAUAUGUAUGGAAAAGCCACUGCUGAAUUUAGCCUCACUCCUGAAGUGUUAGAACAUCUUUCCAGUUUUCAGGAUGUUGAAGGCUUGGAAGAAAUUGAAUUCCUCGAACUUAUGUUCAAAGAAGACUUCAUCUGCGAUAGUUAUUUGAGUAAAGGCCUGCAAGGGAGGAUCACCACAGAAGAGUUACAUUUUGGGGAAGGGGUCCACCGAAAGGCUUUCCGAAGCAAAGUCAUGCAAGGCUUGGUGCCUGUGUUCAGCCCCGGCCACCCCUGUGUCCUGAAAGUACACAAUGCCAUCGCUUAUGGGACCAGGAACAAUGAUGAACUUGUCAAGAAGAAUUACAAGUUGGCAUUGCAGGAAUGCUAUGUUCAGAACACAGCGAGGGAGUAUGCCAAGAUAUAUGCUGCUGAAACAAAACCACUGGAAGGCUUUGGAGAAGUGCCAGAAAUCAUUCCUAUUUUCCUUAUUCAUCGUCCCAAGAAUAACGUCCCUUAUGCAACAGUGGAAGAAGAGUUGAUUGGAGAAUUUGUGAAAUAUUCUAUUAGGGAUGGUAAAGAAAUAAACUUCACGAGAAAAGACUCUGAAGCUGGCCAGAAGUGCUGCACAUUUCAGCACUGGGUAUACGAAAGAACUAGUGGCAGCCUGCUUGUAACAGAUAUGCAAGGUGUCGGAAUGAAACUGACUGACGUUGGCAUAGCAACACCAGCCAAAGGGUACAAAGGUUUCAAAGGCAAUUGCUCCAUCUCAUUCAUCGACCAGUUUAAGGCCCUUCACCAGUGUAACAAAUACUGUGAGAUGCUCGGACUGAAAUCCCUUCAUGCCAACUCUCAGAAGCAGAAGAGGCCAAAUGUCCCUAAAGCCAAGCCACAAUCAAGCUCAAGUACUACUCUCAAGAAGACGGUGGGCAGUGCGCCUGCGGCCAAGAAAACAUAGGAGCUCCAGUUCCCUUCCAAAAGAAACAUCAUCUUUGCAAAAUGAACCUUCUGGGAAUGUGCAUUGCAUUUUUCAGAACAGCACACACUGGAAGUGGCAUGCCCGUAGUGUAUUCAACCAUUUUAUACAAGUGACUAUAAGACCAUGAAAUGGUAGAGUAGGGAGAUAAGAUCAUCCAUGGCUGGAUAUUUGAAGAGUUCAGCACCCCAACACCAAGUAUAGUCCUGUGUGUAGACUCUAUAAGAAGACUGAGAGUGGUGACAUGGAUGGAAUUGCCAUUUGUUCUUGGAAGGUUGUGUUGAAUUUGGACUGUCAGGGGAAAUUGCCCUGAGCUGAUUCCCCCUCCUCAUGUAAUUCAGAUGCUAAGUAGAUAAGUAUAGAGGGAGGAUAGUUCAACGCACAUGAGGUGCUGGGCAUACACUGUACUCCAUCAAAAAUAUGUGUUAGCCUGAUACACACUUCAAAAGGAAAAUGCAACAGCUGUUAUUGUUAGAUGUUUCUGAAUGCUUUCUUUUCGGAUUGAUAUAAAGGAUGGCUGAGUGACUGAGGGACUGACCUGUGGACCUUAAUUUAUUUUAAUUUAGUUCAAAUUGCAUUUGCACUGGUAUUCAAUGUUGACAGUUAUGUCAAAGAUAUGAUAUAGUAUUUAAAACAGUGAGAUUCACCCAGGUAAUCUGGGACUACCUGGAACUCAUGACCACAAAACCUUAUUUGUGGCUCUCCAUCCCCUGAUCUUGUCCCUACUUCUAGCCUUAAGGCCUACAGCUACCCACCAAUUUCUGCGUAGCAAGACUACAGCUGGAGAAACCACAUACUCGGCUCUUAAAAUCUAAGUGUUAGAUAAUAGUCACUUUUUAGUGGUAACUGGGAUACCCUCCAACAGUUCACUGAUAAAAACUGGAAUAUGUGUGGCCAGGAAUCAUCAGAAUAUGAGUCAGAUGUCAAAAGUUUUUAAUAAGGAAGGAAAUGCAAGAAGCUAGGAGAAGCUGCAGUCUUUUGCUUUGGCUGAGCCUACAGGAAAGGCAGAAUUUUGCGUUUACCUCCCUUCUCCUGCAACUGAGUGCAAUUACGUUUGCAUUUUGAAUUAAGUUUGCAAUUAAGCUGUGAGAGCUGUUCAGCAGUGGAACUCUCUGCCUCAGAGUAUGGUGGAGGCUCCCUCUUUGGAAGCUUUUAAACAGAGGCUGGAUGGCCAUUUGUCAGGGAUGCUCUGAAUGCAAUUUUCUUGCUUCUUGGCAGGGGGUUGGACUGGAUGCCCCAUGAGGUCUCUUCCAACCCUAUGAUUCUAUGAAAGUAAACCAAGGAUAAAGGGAGAAAUGAGGAAGAGGAGGAGAGAGAAACUAGGACAAAGUAAAAGCAGCUGAAAAAUUGGGAUGACACAAGAUUAAUUGGGACUGUUGGAGGGUGUGAGCUGGCAUGCAAGUGUGGGGGAAAAGCAAAAGAGAGGUGUAGGUUUGCUGUGCAUGUAUGAAGAUGUUGUUAACAUUAGCAGCAGAAAAUAUUUUGAUGGGUCAGUGUAAUUCCAGCCUUAAGUCCUAAAGCGAUCCACCAACAGUAGUUUGGAGAGAUGCAGUGGGAAAAAAUCUGAGCGACAUCAGAUUUGUCUUGUUGUGUUUCACAAUGGCCAGCACAUCGUUACUAAUGAGUUUUGAAAACUGUGUUUUUAUUAUAAAUGUAUUUUAAUUAUUGCUUUUAUUUUGCAUUUUAAUUGUAUUUUUGUAUUCAAUGUUAUUGUGAUUCCUGUUUUCAGGAGAAAGGUGUGAUAUAAGUCUAAUAAAUAAGUAAAUAAAUGCUGGGCAAGAAGGGUGCUAUGGUUUUGAA